Gossypium raimondii (Peruvian cotton) is the source of this 3017-nucleotide messenger RNA. Its product is annotated as retrovirus-related Pol polyprotein from transposon RE2. The transcript has 9 exons. Bases 1 to 2697 code for a protein of 898 amino acids. The record is from RefSeq and is a predicted model, not a curated record. NCBI's taxonomy places the organism in Eukaryota, Viridiplantae, Streptophyta, Magnoliopsida, Malvales, Malvaceae.
AUGUUUUUGAGCUCGGUCUCAUGUUCUCGUCCCCUUUGGAUGUUCCUCGCAUUAUCAUCUGCUCCGAGUUUCUUCCCGCCAAGGAAACAUCAUGGAAGGGCUUCUGGGAUUUCUACUUCCUUGGAAACCGAAAACCUUGCACUUACAGGGGUAGUGUUUCAGCCAUUUGAAGAGUUCAAGAAGGAGGAUUUUGAUAUUCCAGUGACUCUUCAGGUUUCACUUGCUCGCCAAAAAUAUACAGAUGACUGUGAGGCCGCAAUCAACGAGCAAAUUAAGUCAGUGCCCUACUUCACUGUUGCUGUAUCGCGGUCUGUGGAAUACAGCGUGUCCUAUGUGUACCACUCUUUGUAUGCUUACUUCGAUAGAGACAAUAUUGCUCUCAAAGGCUUAACCAAGUUGUUAAGGAAUCUAAUGAAGGAGAAAAGAGAACAUGGCAGAGAAGUUGAUGGAGUAUCAGUUGAUGGAAUUAACCGGUUAUCUAAAGAAAAAGUAUCACUUUGGUUAAGGAUUUUGAAAUUAUUGGAGAUCCAAACCCAAAAAAACACACUUUCAAGAGCUAAAAUAUUUUGCUCUAUAGCUCUAUAUACCUCUUAUUCAGCUGUGGAAUUAGCAUUGUCGUUGGAGAAGUUGAUUAACGAGAAGCUUUCAAGCCUGCACAAUGUAGCAGAGAAAAACAAUGACCCUCAGGUGGCAGAUUUCAUUGAAAGUGAGUUCUUGUCUGAGCAGCAGUCUAAAUCGCCAUCACUAAUAUCUACUCAUCCUCCAUCUCAUUCUCCAAAUUCUGGUUUUACUUCGUUCAACUCUCAAAAUAAUGAUUCUAACAUAAAUUGGACUUCCUCAUCUCAGGAUCACUCACCUAAUUUUUCACACGAUGGGCAUCAGUCUCAAAGUUUGCCAAAUUCUGCAUCUGCACCUUCAUUUGAAGUGCAGUCUCAAGAUAUACCAAACCCGUCCCAACUUAAUAGUCACCCCAUGAUCACAAGGGGCAAGUCAGGUAUUGUAAAACUGAAAAUUAUCACUUAUCAAGUUACUAAUAUACCUUUUUCUCCUGUAGAUAUUCAUGAAGCUAUGCGGUUUCCUCAAUGGCAACAAGCCGUUCAUGAUGAACUUGAUGCUUUGGUGAGAAAUCAAACUUGGGACUUAGUUCCCUUACCACCAAAUCGACAUGCUGUGGGAUGCAAGUGGUUGUUCAAGGUAAAGAAACGAGCUGAUGGUACUGUGGAUCGAUUCAAAGCUCGGCUGGUUGCCAAGGGUUAUGCUCAGAAAAUAGGCUUCGACUUUCAUAACACGUUCAGUCCAGUUACAAAAGCAAAUAUUGUUCGCACUCUCCUUUCCUUGGCAGUUACUCAUGGUUGGGAAUUGAGGCAAGUAGAUGUCAACAAUGCCUUCCUCAAUGGAGAUCUUGUUGAGGAAGUGUAUAUGCAACAACCCCCCGAUUUUGAGCAGCGAAAUAUCGAAGGUCAACCUCUUGUUUGCAAACUACGAAAGGCCCUUUAUGGUCUCAAACAAGCGCCGAGAGCUUGGUUUCAAAAGCUCAAAGAUUUGUUGUGUUCCAAUCUGAAUUUUCAAGCUUCAUGUGCUGACCCUUCUUUAUUCACACGUCAAAAUGAAGGAACUAGGGUAUGGUGUCUGGUAUAUAUUGAUGACAUUAUUCUCACUGGUAGCAAUUCGAAGGAACUAAGUGAUGUUAUUCAUCAGUUAAACAAAGCGUUUUCCCUUAAGGAUUUGGGACCUUUGCAUUAUUUUCUUGGAGUAGAAGUGCUUAGAUGUAAUGGAACUCUACAUCUAUCGCAGAAAAAGUAUAUUCGUGAGUUAAUCAAUCGUGCUGAGAUGACUUCUGCUGGCUCCGUACCCACUCCAAUGGUCGUGUCUCCUACUCUCACUUCAACUGAUGGUCAAUUGUUACCUACGUCCAAGGCUGUUUUAUAUAGAAGCAUUGUGGGUGGACUUCAAUAUGCAUGUCUUACCUGUCCCGAUAUAGCUUUUGCUGUAAACAAACUCAGUCAGUUCAUGCAUUCUCCAACUGACAAGCACUGGGUGGCAGUCAAACGAGUACUACGAUAUCUUCAAGGAACUAUCGAGUUUGGCCUUUAUUACACUCCACCGGAUCAGGUUGAUAUUACAGCUUUUUCAGAUUCGGAUUGGGGCAGCUCUCUUGAAGAUAGGAGGUCUACUUCUGGUUUCUGUAUCUACAUAGGUGGCAACCUCAUUGGUUGGUCAUCCAAGAAGCAACAUGUAGUGGCACGCUCCACAUUUGAGGCAGAAUUUCGAAGUGUCGCCAAUACUGCGGCUGACAUCGCUUGGUUCAUUCAUCUUCUGACUAAUCUUGGAGAGAAGUGCUGUGGAAUUCCAACUAUAUGGUGCGACAAUUCUGGUGCUGUCCAGAUAUCAGCAAAUCCUGUUCUUCAUUCCAAGAUGAAACAUGUUGAACUUGAUCUUCAUUUUGUCCGGGAAAAAGUAGUAAAGGGUGAUCUUCAAAUCAAUCAUAUUGUUGCACACAAUCAAGUUGCGGAUCUAUUCACUAAACCUUUAAGUGAAUCUCAAUUUGUUGCGCUGCGAUCAAAGCUUGGAUUAUGUCAACUCUGCUCAGUAUCCACGGUUUUUGUUUUCUCGGAGGAGGAGAAAACAGGGGGAAUAUCAGGCAGUAAGAAUGAUAUACAGGUGUUCGAUAAUAUGUUUGAGAUAAGCACAAUAUAGCUUUCUCGCAAGGUAGAAGCCAUUAAGAAGAUAUCAGAAUAUGUUGCUCAAUUAAGGCUUGUUGGAAAAGGCCACGGAGUGUGGCACUUUGAUCAAAUGCUUCUCCAUGAGGGUGGCGCUGCAUAGGAGAUGUUAUAAGACAUAUAUGUGGACAACAAUAAACUGUUGUUGCAGUAACCCCUUUAGUAGCUUUACCAUCUUAACAUUUUAGGGGAGAGGAACGAUAUGCAUAAAAGGCCUCUCUGAACUUUGUGUGUGCUUUGUAAUAUUUCCUAGUAAGAUUGUAUAAACAAAUAACAAAAGCUUCUUCUAAAGAGUUU